GCUUCACAUUCAUUGUGAUCAGCCGGCUGAAGAAACGGGAACAGCUAAUCAAAAAUGUCUCAUGAUGGGAUGUCCAGAGAGGAGUAUGAGGAGUACCAGAAGCAGAUGGUGGAGGAAAAAAUGGAGAGAGACGCCGAGUUUGCUACAAAGAAGGCCGAAAGGGCUUGUCUGAGGACUUGCUUAAGAGAAAAAUAUCGGAUCCCGAAGAGUGAGCAAGAUGAGAUUAUGCUCCAGCAGGCAGGAGAUGAUAUUGAUGUGCCAGAAGAGCUGGUGAAGAUGGUGGACGGAGAGGCGCCGCAGGAAGAGGAGAAUCCCUCCAUCAUGGCCCAGAUGCAGAACCUGCAGAACAUGGACGUGGGCCAGCUGAAAGAAAAGGCCCAGGCCACGCUGGUGGAGAUGAAGUCCAAGGCUGAGGAGAAAUGCACCGUCAUGUGACUCGCAGAACAGCUCAGAGUAUUCAUGUACUCUAUGUGAGCAGCUUCAAGGGUUAAUUUGCACAAAAAUGUCAGUUCUGUUAUUAAUUACUCACCCUAAUGUCAUUCCAAUCCCUCGAGACC
Danio rerio (zebrafish) is the source of this 557-nucleotide messenger RNA. RefSeq names its product complexin 4b (gene cplx4b). Gene Ontology annotation, biological process: neurotransmitter transport. Gene Ontology annotation, cellular component: synapse. Lineage: Eukaryota; Metazoa; Chordata; Actinopteri; Cypriniformes; Danionidae. The record is from RefSeq and is marked validated.